AUGGUCAGCAUCUCGCCGGCUGAUGAAGUGAAUGAGAUUUCUCUGAUGGGUCGAUUGUUCGAAUCACUGACAAAACAGAUCAAUGACAACAGUGGUAUGGACAAAUUGCUUCCCGGCUAUCUGCGUAUGAACACGGAUGGAAUCAAAAUUGUGAAGUUAGACGAUAUGCAACCGUUUGAGAAGUAUACCCUAACCCAGUCCACAAUUGAUUACCUUAAGAAACCGACAUUCGAUAUUUGGCAUUGGGAGCCAAAUGAGAUGUUGGCACUACUCGAACACAUGUACACGGAACUGGGUCUGGUGGAAGAGUUCCACAUCAACCCGAUUACAAUGAAACGGUGGCUGUUAUUGCGUAGCCGAAAUGCAAAAAUGUUGACAAUCGGCGAGGCUCUAUGGAUCAAAUUGCAUCAUACCGUUUUGUGCCCCCAAAAGUUAGAACGACGUAUGGUCCCAUGUCAUGAAACUUCUCAUAAAAUACUAGGGCUGAACUAA
Molecule: messenger RNA, 492 nt
Organism: Echinostoma caproni
Lineage: Eukaryota; Metazoa; Platyhelminthes; Trematoda; Plagiorchiida; Echinostomatidae
Source: the annotation of a GenBank genome assembly